AUGCUCUUCUUGAGGAGAAUAGCAGCUGCUGCCACGGCGCUGCUGGCGACAACAUCAGCCCAGACAUACUCGUCGUGCAACCCCCUCCAGUCAACAUCAUGUCCCGCUGAUACGGCCCUGGGCAUGGCCAUCCACGUCGACUUCACCCAAGGGGCCGUCAACUCCUUCGCCUCGUCCGGAAACCCGACCUACGGCUCCGACGGCGUCACCUUCACGGUCGCCGCCUCCGGACAAGCCCCGCAGCUCAUGUCUCUGUUCUACAUCAUGUUCGGCCGCGUCGAAAUCACCCUCAAGGCCGCCACCGGCGCGGGCAUCGUCUCCUCGCUCGUCCUGCAGUCCGACACCCUCGACGAGAUCGACCUGGAAUGGCUCGGCGCGGACCCGACCGAGGUGCAGUCCAACUACUUCGGCAAGGGCGACGUGACGACCUACAACCGCGGCCAGUUCCACAAGACGGACAACAACCAGGAAAAGUUCAUCAAGUACGUCAUCGACUGGACCUCGGAGCGCAUCGUCUUCACCGUCGACGGCACCGUCGUCCGCACCCUCACCGAGGCCGAGGCCGACACGAACCAGUACCCCCAGUCGCCCAUGCAGGUCAAGUUCGGCGCGUGGUCCGGCGGCGACCCCGCCAACGCCGCCGGCACCAUCGACUGGGCACGCGGCCCGACGGACUUCACCAAGGGUCCCUUCCACAUGGUUGUCAAGGACAUCUCCAUCACGGACUACUCCACCGGCAAGGAGUACAAGUACACCGACACCUCGGGCAACUGGGGCUCCAUCCAGGCCGUCGACGGCCAGGUCAACGGGAAUCUGAACGGCGCGAGCACCCUCACAAUCACCGCCAGCGCCGCCGCCGAGACGGGCUCCUCCCCGACGAUCCCCGUUGGCGGUAUCGGCGCCGACGCGUCCGCCACGCUGACGCAGACUGGCUGGCCUUGGGUUGCGAGCGCGAGGCCUACGGGCGGUUCGGUCCCUGAUGGAUGGCGCAUGACGUCGGAGGGCAAGAUUGUGCCCGACGCCGGUAACUCGGUGCGGCCGCAGCUUAUGGUGUUGGCGUCGUUUGUUCUCGGCGUUGUCGCUCUCAUUGGGCGGUGA
This is a messenger RNA of Colletotrichum gloeosporioides, 1098 nucleotides long. RefSeq names its product putative extracellular glycosidase. The coding region runs from base 1 to 1098 and encodes 365 amino acids. Gene Ontology annotation, biological process: fungal-type cell wall organization; carbohydrate metabolic process. The transcript has 2 exons. NCBI's taxonomy places the organism in Eukaryota, Fungi, Ascomycota, Sordariomycetes, Glomerellales, Glomerellaceae. The record is from RefSeq and is a predicted model, not a curated record. Gene Ontology annotation, molecular function: glycosyltransferase activity; hydrolase activity, hydrolyzing O-glycosyl compounds. Gene Ontology annotation, cellular component: fungal-type cell wall.